AUGUCGUCGUCGAUCCAUACGUGCUCUACUGUGAAGUACUACUACUCAAGAAACAAGAGAGUACUGAGGGAUAUAAAAGCACAGCCUACAGCGUACACAUACGGGUGGUCGUGUCCAUUGUCUUUGAAACUCAAGUGCAGUUGUGGUGUGGGAAGUGAGAGAAGUUGUGGUGGUAAGCAAGGUUUUGGUGAUGAAGAAGAUUUCCUGAAGGCUGGUGGAUCCGAGCUCUUGUUUGUUCAAAUGCAGCAGAAUAAGGCCAUGGAUAACCAGUCCAAACUCGCUGAUAAGUUGCCUCAAAUAUCGAGUGGAGAUAGUAUGCUGGAUCUGGUGGUAAUUGGUUGUGGCCCUGCUGGUCUUGCUCUUGCACCCGAGUCGGCCAAACUAGGCUUAAAUGUUGGACUUAUUGGACCAGAUCUUCCUUUUACAAACAACUACGGCGUGUGGGAGGAUGAAUUUAAAGAUCUUGGGCUUGAAAGGUGUAUUGAGCAUGUUUGGCCAGACACCAUUGUAUAUAUUGACGAAGGAGAUCUCGUUCGGCUUGGUCGUGCAUAUGGACGAGUUAGUCGUCAUUUGCUCCAUGAGGAGUUGCUGAUAAGGCUUGCCACUGUUGCAUCUGGAGCAGCAUCAGGGAAACUCUUGCAGUAUGAUCGAGGGGGUCCAAUGGUUCUUGCCCAAACAUCAUAUGGUGUCGAGGCCGAGGAAGGAGCAAGCUACAUGAAGCAAAAAGGUCAAUGUUUAGAAGAACAAUAUCCAACAUUUCUCUAUGCCAUGCCCAUAUCCCCUACUCGAGUUUUCUUUGAGGAAACUUGUUUGGCUUCAGAAGAUGUCUUGCCUUUUGAUCUACUGAAGAAAAAACUAAUGUCAAGGGAUUAUAUUCCAGUUGGUGGAUCCUUACCAAUAGAGCAGAAGAACCUUGCAUUUGGUGCUGCUGCUAGCAUGGUGCAUCCUACAACAGGCUACUCUAUAGUAAGAUCAUUGUCAGAGGCUCCAAAAUAUGCUUCUGUAAUUGCAAAUAUUAUCAAAGAUGGCCACUCUAGGGACAUGCUCAGUAGUGCAAGAAGCACAGGAUACAUCUCAAUGAAAGGAUGUGGCAGGGAUUUCUUGGCCUCUACUCUCUCCUCAACAGACCUCAUGUUAUUAGCCUUGUACAUGUUUGUCAUAGCACCCAAUGACCUGAGAAUGUGCCUGAUAAGGCAUCUUCUUUCUGAUCCUACAGGAGCAACAAUGCUAAGAACAUAUCUCACAAUAUAG
This is a messenger RNA of Ilex paraguariensis (yerba mate), 1251 nucleotides long. The record is from the annotation of a GenBank genome assembly. Lineage: Eukaryota; Viridiplantae; Streptophyta; Magnoliopsida; Aquifoliales; Aquifoliaceae.